CCGAGCAUUUCAUUCACAGCUCAAUCGAGAAUCGUCCUUGGUUGUUCAGUCAUUACUGGACGGUCCUAACCGCGGAAACUAGGAAGGAAACGAAACGAAACAGAAUAAAAUAUGGUGAAGAUAUCAUUUCAACCAGUUUCGGUUCAGAAGCCAGAAAAGGAGAACGAUGGGGACAAAGAGGAAAUUCAAAUGCCUUACUCUCACGAUGAGUUGGUUCUCCCGGUAUGUUCCAAGAAGUCUCCCAUGUGUGGCUUUUGGUGUAUCGCACUUGGCUUGGUGAUCUUCAUGUCUGGACUGAUCAUGGCAUCUGUAUGCCUGUACCGAUACUACUACAGUGCCCAGAUCCCAGAGGACAGUUUGUUCCACUGUCGGGUGAUGUAUGAAGACCCCUUGUAUGCCCCAUUACUCGGACGACAGGAGAUGGAAGAGAAAGUUGGUAUCUACCUGGAUGAGAACUAUGAGCAGAUCAGUGUGCCUGUGCCUGACUUCGGAAGCAGUGAUCCAGCUGAUAUCAUUCACGACUUUCACAGGGGACUCACAGCUUACCACGACAUUGCGUUGGAUAAGUGCUACGUCAUUGAGCUCAACACGACUAUCGUCAUGCCGCCCAGGAACCUGUGGGAGCUGCUCGUCAAUGUCAAGCGGGGGACAUAUUUGCCCCAGACAUACAUGGUUCAAGAGGAGAUGGUGGUGGCAGGGCGAGUUAGGAACAUGCGUCAGCUGGGACCCUUCAUCCACAGACUCUGUUAUGGAAAACAAACCUACAGACUGCGACGCCGUAGCGCCCACAGACGCAUUGACAAGAGGGAGGCCAGGAAUUGUCAUAGCAUCCGGCACUUUGAGAACACAUUUGUCGUGGAGACGUUCAUUUGUGACCCAACCCUGCUUUAGUUUCACCCCGAUUCUUCCCAACACUACUGAGCAAACCCAAAAGUGGCCCACCCCUCCCCAUUGUCCAGCUUUAUAGCACUUUAUCAGCAUGAUAAAUCUGUACAAUGUUACAUAAUGCCAAUGGUGUAUUUGUUGUCAUUUUUCGUUCCAAUAUGUUCCCCAGUUUUUCAUGUUCCUUAAAUUGUUUGAUUUCUUUCUUAUUCCAAAAUCCAUCUUGUUUGUUGCUUGCAGUUUAUUUUUACACUCAGGUUAUUUAUGUAUUGUUCUAUUUAUUUUUUAUUUUUUUGGUUUUCACUGAGCAUUUGGGAAGUGACCUCCUCAAAUGACUCUGAGAUUUGUCUUUUGUCUAGCAUGCACUGACUUUCACUGUUAUGUAGUUUGUUACAUGUCUGUAAAAUCUCAGUAUAUGUAGACUGACGGUUAUUGCUGUGGUCCUUUUUUUUUUUUUUUUUAUGUCCAAACUUGUUUUAUUCCACCUGUGUUGGGUAAGAAAUCCAUAAUUAGAAAAUCGUCUUCAAUGCCAAAAAUGUAUACCUCAUAUUUUAGACAAGUGUGACUUUAAGCCUGUUGUUUAAGUCAUAGAGUGGUUUUUGAAUGUGAUAUAAGCAAUAUAAGUUUUCUUAUCUUGGAUUUCCUAACUUGACAUUCAUUUGUUUAUAGUAAUAUUGUUAUCUGAGCAGUUUAUCAUGUUCAGUUACUGUGUUUAAGUCUUGAAUACAUGUGAAUAAAGUUUUUUUUAGAAAAAAGUGAAAAACUAGACCCCAAAUGAAAUUGUUUGGUUAUCUCAAUGCAGUAUGCGCCUAUAAUGAUAAAUGUUGUGAUUUGGAAUGGGUUGUUUGCUUUUGAAAUAAUGAAGUCCUAAUGAAUUAUAAUGCUGAAAGAUUUAAACUUUGUUACCGAUGUGUGUGAAAUGUUCCUUGACGUUCCUAUUACUUUUUUAACUGUAAUUUCUGCCCUUAAAUAGUGGUAGAUCUUUAGAUCUCAUUUCAUAUUGCUUGCACUUUUUUUGAAUUGUUCCAUUAUAAUUACUUGUUCCUCUUCCACAUACUGGUGUAGCAAAUACUGGCUUUGUCUGGAGCAAUGAGGCGUUUAGGUCAUUGAAACAUUUAAUGCCGCUCUAGCUUUGUAAAUAACAUUUGCUUGUAAACUCCAUCAAUAAACUGCUGAAACCCU
Xyrauchen texanus (razorback sucker) is the source of this 2064-nucleotide messenger RNA. Its product is annotated as integral membrane protein 2C-like. Bases 112 to 891 code for a protein of 259 amino acids. Gene Ontology annotation, biological process: negative regulation of amyloid precursor protein biosynthetic process. The record is from RefSeq and is a predicted model, not a curated record. The transcript is spliced from 6 exons. Lineage: Eukaryota; Metazoa; Chordata; Actinopteri; Cypriniformes; Catostomidae. Gene Ontology annotation, cellular component: extracellular exosome; Golgi apparatus; plasma membrane. Gene Ontology annotation, molecular function: amyloid-beta binding.